AUGGACCACACUUUCGAAUUUCAAGUUUUAGAGCAACCACAAACCUACGGGUGUCCUGCAGUCAUAGUAUUCCUUGACUCCAAGAGUGGGUUCGAUUCUGCCGAUCAUAUGGCUCUCCUCAACACACUCGUGCAACAGGGUCCUGCACUGUUGAAUCCUCCGUUCUCCUCCGACUGCAACGUGACCAGUGGCGCCUCGGCAGUUCCCGUGCCAGAUGCACCAGCUCCUCCACACUCGACCGACCCGGCAAGGCUUGAUCCAUCGCGGUUCCAUGCUGGCCUUCUUGAAACGCCUCAUAGCCUCCUGGCCGGUGAUUCGAACUCUGCUGCUAGAGGUUCCUUCGCAGUGGCCCAGUUUAUCUUUGGAGGUUCUCUUCUGGCCACACCCAGGGCAGCCUUCGCCCGGCCUCUGAGGAGGGCCUUCAGAGCCACCGGUCGGUCUCCACUCCAGCAUCCUCCGCAAUCUCCUCGAAGUCUGAUCCGACAGCAACUGGUGUCGCGACACUCCGUCCAGCGUCGGCAAAGCGCGAUCCAACAACUGCUGCAGGCCGGCGAAGAACACGGUCGGGUCAGAUCCGGGUACCAUCCUGGCCGUCUUGAACUGCCCCAUAGCCCCCUGGCGGUCGGUCGGCCGGCGUGGCGAACUCCGCUGCAAGGACUUCCUUCGCGGCAGCCCAGUCCAUCUUCCGAGGGCCUCUUCUGA
Molecule: messenger RNA, 702 nt
Organism: Opisthorchis viverrini
Lineage: Eukaryota; Metazoa; Platyhelminthes; Trematoda; Opisthorchiida; Opisthorchiidae
Exons: 3
Coding region: 1-702 (233 amino acids)
Source: RefSeq, a predicted model, not a curated record